CUUGUAAUCUAGAGUCUGGAACUGGACCUCGCCAGAAACUCCCACUUGAAACAUCAGAAAAUGUUCAGAAUCCCACCAGCAACCAAUACGUCACAUUGGAUAAUGCUCACACGGAGGAACAGGAUACACAAAAGACCAACAUUUGGGCGGGGAGGCCACUGCUAAACGUGUACUUCAUGAAUCCCAACGUUCUCAAGGAGUGGGCGAAUGGGACAACCAUUGGUACUAUCAUGGCCUGGGCCUCUUCUUGGAAUUCUCCCCUCUACAAGCAUAUAUCCCGAGGUUUGAGGAAACCAAUGAUGAUAAAACUGCCGACAUCCGUGUCAUGUUCUCAGAUUCAUCUGGAAGCUGGUCUGCAGUGGGUACUGACGUACAAAAAGUCAAAAAGAUGAAACCAACCAUGAUGUUGGAUCUUGAUCGUUCCUUUAAAAGGUACCUUGUCAUUCACCAGUUUGGACAUGCCCUAGGACUUGAGCACGAGCACCAGCGCACAGACUUCUGGGAUGGUAUCAAAAAGCACAUCGAUACAGAGAAUUGAAGAUGGGAAGUGACAAAAGCACAGGGAACUACACUUCACCGGAGGCCUUCAAAAGAGAUUGGCUGGAAUUGGGGGUGAAAACACACAGGGAAAGUGCUAUUCUCUAUGACCCACAGAGCAUCAUGCACUCGUGGUUUGCUGUCAACUGGCUUAAAGAUCCUAAAUAUCAUGAGCUGGAGAAUGUCAAGAGUGACUCAAGUCUAACAGAUGAUGAGAAGAGGUUUCUGGAGGGUAUUCAUGCAAGGAACAGGAAGUAUGUACUAGCCCCCUCGAAAAGCGACAUUGAGUAUCUUGAAGAGGUUUACAGCCAAAAUCCCAAGGAAGAAUUCAAUGCUAUUGAGUUUGAGAAACUCAUAAAACUGGUUGAUGUGAACAAAAUUAAAGGUAUAUGGCUAAGUACCACUGAUGAGACUGACUCUGAUCAAGCACAGCACACAUGGAGGAAGAUAGCACAGGCUACAGCUGAGGCUAACAUGGAAUUGUUUUGUGAAAUAGUUGAGAGAUGUUGUCUUGCAGUAAGUGAAACCUUGGCUUGACAAUUAGAAUUUCUUGUGGAAAGGACAUUAACACUUGUACUAGAUAGCUUGUGAUUUGUCGUAA
This is a messenger RNA of Halichondria panicea, 1138 nucleotides long. RefSeq lists its product as uncharacterized. The record is from RefSeq and is a predicted model, not a curated record. Lineage: Eukaryota; Metazoa; Porifera; Demospongiae; Suberitida; Halichondriidae. The transcript has 5 exons. The coding region runs from base 541 to 1074 and encodes 177 amino acids.